Molecule: messenger RNA, 1061 nt
Organism: Erigeron canadensis
Lineage: Eukaryota; Viridiplantae; Streptophyta; Magnoliopsida; Asterales; Asteraceae
Product: bidirectional sugar transporter SWEET3
Exons: 6
Coding region: 77-865 (262 amino acids)
Biological process (GO): carbohydrate transport
Cellular component (GO): membrane
Molecular function (GO): sugar transmembrane transporter activity
Source: RefSeq, a predicted model, not a curated record
CCUUAAUACUAAACUUAACUCUUUCUUCUCUUCUUGAAAACAUAUUUUAUCUUCAAAACAAAUCCAACAAGUAAAAAUGAUUGUCAUACUGCGGUUGGCAGUAGGAUUGUUAGGAAAUGCUGCCUCACUUUUACUUUAUGCUGCUCCCAUAUGGACUUUCGCUAGGGUCAUAAAGAAGAAAAGCACAGAAGAAUUCUCAUUUGUACCUUACACCAUUUCCCUGUUCAAUUGUUUGAUGUAUACUUGGUACGGUUUGCCGGUUGUAAGCUAUCAAUGGGAGAACUUUCCCAUGAUUACCAUUAACGGCCUAGGUAUCCUUCUCGAGCUAUCGUUCAUUAUCAUCUUCAUAUGGUUCACUUCACCUAAACAAAAGUUGAAAGCAGGGAUCAUGACGAGUGCAGUUACGACCAUCUUCUCCAUCACUGCUUUGAUAUCAACUUUUGUAAUCCAUGAUCACAAAACCAGAAAACAGUUAGUCGGAGGUGUGGGACUUGUAGCGUCGGUGGGCAUGUAUGCUUCUCCUCUUGUUGUCAUGAAAAAGGUGAUCCAGACAAAGAGUGUGGAGUAUAUGCCAUUUAGCUUAUCCUUGUUCUCGUUUCUUGCAAGUGCCUUAUGGAUGGCUUAUGGACUUCUAGGCCGGGAUCUUAUAAUAGCGGCUCCAAAUCUGGUGGGGGCCCCUCUAGGGGCAUUGCAAUUGGUGCUGUACUGCAAAUACAGGAACAAAGUAAUGGAGGAGCCAAAGCCUGCACAAGAAUGGGACGUAGAAAAAGUUGAUCAGAAAAACAGCAAACAAGAUUUACAGAUUACCGUAGUUACAAUUGAUGAAAGUAUUAAAGAAAAACAAUCUCAGAUAAUGAAGUCCUGAUCGAGUAGAUUAUGCACAUCGUAUUUCAUAAGCAGAGAUGAACUAAAUUAGAGGAUCAGUUAACUGCAAAAGUAGUAUCAACUUAUUUUCUAAAAAAUGUGAUGGUAGUAAUAGCUAUUUUUUUCAUGGUUCAAUUUAGUUUAAUGUUUAUGUAAUCAUGCCUCAUUUCAUGAUCAUGUUAUUUCACUUUCAGUAA